GCCCUUUAAAGUGCGCAGCCUGCCAGACUCGGCGGCCCUCUCCCAAAGCUAAAGAAACAAGGUAGUGUAGCCAGCCAUCAAGUACACCGCAGUGCUGCACCGAGCGGCUCUAGGCUAGCGGAGUUGAGUGUCGUCAGACAGCCACCACCUUCCAGUUCCAGCCAUGGCCACGGCGUCGGCGGCGCGGAUAGUGCCGGUGCUGCUGGCCCUCGCGGCCCUCAUCUGCGCGGCGGCGGAGGCGUCGCCAGCGAAGGUGCCGGCGAUGUACGUGUUCGGGGACUCCACGGCCGACGUCGGCAGCAACAACUACCUGCCUGGCAGCGCGGUGCCGCGGGCCAACUUCCCGCACAACGGCGUCGACUUCCCCACCUCGCGCCCCACCGGCCGCUUCAGCAAUGGCUUCAACGGCAUCGACUUCUUAGCUCUGAACAUGGGCUUCAAGCGCAGCCCCCCGCCGUUCCUCUCGGUGGCCAACAGAACCAACAGGCAGAUCGCGCGAGGGCUGCUGGGAGCAAACUUCGCCUCCGCAGGAUCAGGCGUUCUUGACACGACGGGUGACUCCAUCGUCUCGAUGAGCAAGCAGGUCGAGCAGUUCGCCAUUCUGCGAUGCAACAUCUCUGCGCGCAUCGGCAAAGAGGCGGCCGACACCGUGCUGUCGAGGUCCCUGUUUGUCAUCAGCACCGGCGGCAACGACAUCUUCGCCUUCUUCUCGGCGAACAGCACGCCGACGGCCGCGCAGAUGCAGCUGUUCACCGCCAACCUGGUUUCGCAGUACAAAAAUCAUGUGAAGGCUCUGUUCGGCCUCGGGGCGAGGAAGUUGGCCGUGAUCGACGUCCCGCCGAUCGGGUGCUGCCCCUACCCGAGAAGCCUGCACCCUCUCGGUGCCUGUAUCGACGUCCUCAACGAGCUGACCCGUGGGCUCAACAAGGGCGUCAAGGACGCCAUGCAUGGCCUCAGCGUCAGCUUGGGUGGCCUCAAGUACUCCAUCGGGAGCUCCCACGCCGUCGUGCAAAGCAUCAUGAAGCACCCCCAAAGACUAGGGUUCAAGGAGGUGACCAUGGCGUGCUGCGGCUCCGGCAAGUUCAACGGCAAGUCGGGCUGCACGCCCAACGCCACGCUGUGCGACAACCGGCACGAGUACCUCUUCUGGGACCUGCUGCACCCGACGCACGCCACGUCCAAGCUCGCCGCCGCGGCCAUCUACAACGGCUCGCUGCACUUCGCAGCGCCCAUAAACUUCAGGCAGCUAGCGGAGGACCAGUGCUAGAUAGACUGAUAGAGCACGCACGGCCGCGUGCGCGGUCGUGUCUGCUGCGUUAUUAGGUUUGCUUCACGUGUCUGUGAUGGUGAUGUUUGUGUGUAGGAUAUGUAUGCACAGUGGUGUUCGUCUGUGGUUUCAUUUGUGUAUUGUUAGGUGGGUGCCUGGCGUAGUGUGGAACCUAAAGAUCAAAAUGGUACCAUCUCUGUAAUGCAGGUUAAUUACUUCUCGAGGUUCGUAUGUAGUACUGUAUAUCCGAAUGAACUAAAAUUUAAUUAAAUAUAUUCUAGUAUUUUUACGUCA
This is a messenger RNA of Triticum dicoccoides, 1561 nucleotides long. RefSeq names its product GDSL esterase/lipase At5g55050-like. Bases 164 to 1267 code for a protein of 367 amino acids. The transcript is spliced from 5 exons. Gene Ontology annotation, molecular function: hydrolase activity, acting on ester bonds. The record is from RefSeq and is a predicted model, not a curated record. Lineage: Eukaryota; Viridiplantae; Streptophyta; Magnoliopsida; Poales; Poaceae.